AUGCAGGCUCUGGCGAUCGUCUGUCUCCUGGCGCUGAUAACUCUCGUGCAGAGCCUGACUGUGGUUCCUCCGCUUCUCCAAGGACCCGAUAUUCCUUCCCGCUCCUCCCACAGCCUCGUCGCUCGCGUUGACGAUAUCGAAGUCAUAUACCACAGAGCCACAUGCAAAGGCCAAAAGUUGCUGUCAGCAACAACCUCCCCGCACGACGCAGCAGCCGCCUUUGUCAACCCGAUCGAUAGCCCCUGGACCAACCCCAUCCAACAGGAGCUUGAAACUUGGGGCUACAAAAUCGAGAGUGACGAUGGCACCCCCCAAUUCCGCGCAAGUCAUGAGGAUGAGUGCGAGUUCGAGCACAGCCACAAGCUCAAGAGCAUGUUCGAUGACCUCAGAAUCGAUACGCGAAGUACCUACCAGGGCGGACCUAAUCGGUGUUACUUUGUUAACCAUAAGGACGGUCCAGCAGUACGGCGCGACAAUCAGGGAGAUCUACCACCGGUCAAGCAGCAGUGGUAUAAAGCCAACGACCAAUACUAUCGUGUCACCAACGCCGAGUUCGUAAUCGGCGUAAACCCAGCAUCAGGUCUGAUUGCAAUGACCAAUCGUCAGAGCCCCGCCACGAGCGCGCAAGCCCUCUGGGGCCUCUCCAACCCUCCGCCGAACGAUGAGCUUCCCGCACUGAAAUCGAGCUCUGAUAUCAUGUGGGGACUGUGGAAUCUGGCGAGUCCGAACAACCUGCACGGCAUCAAGUACAUCCUUAGUACGCCUGUUAUAAACCACGAGACGGUCGCCAUAAUCAAGAAGAUCUUGGAAGACAACUGCCUCGAUUUGGAUGAGCUGAUGACCUGGUCGGGCUGCGAGUUUGGGUCAGAGGAGCCGGAAUAUCUCGCUUUGCUCGGAUCACCGAAUGGACAAGCCGUUGGGUACUUCUUGGCGCAGCACAAAGCCCAGCUCGGCGGAAAAUAUGUGUCGAAAAUCAACAUCUUCAAAGGAGAUGAUGCACACAUGGUUGCCGUCUGCCUCCUUUUCACGAUCGACGAUAGGGCUGGAGCUGCGAGGGCCGCUAUCCGGGAUGGAUCGAACGGCAAGGGUCGCGUUGACGAAGCGGUAGUCGUGAGGCGAUUCGACUAUGAGAAGAAUGUUGUGAGACGGCAUAUCGUGUGGGCGAAGUUGUAG
Messenger RNA from Alternaria novae-zelandiae, 1173 nucleotides. RefSeq lists its product as uncharacterized. The coding region runs from base 1 to 1173 and encodes 390 amino acids. NCBI's taxonomy places the organism in Eukaryota, Fungi, Ascomycota, Dothideomycetes, Pleosporales, Pleosporaceae. The transcript is spliced from 3 exons. The record is from RefSeq and is a predicted model, not a curated record.